Molecule: messenger RNA, 2194 nt
Organism: Rattus rattus (black rat)
Lineage: Eukaryota; Metazoa; Chordata; Mammalia; Rodentia; Muridae
Product: phosphatidylinositol 3,4,5-trisphosphate 3-phosphatase TPTE2-like
Exons: 27
Biological process (GO): transmembrane transport; monoatomic ion transport; protein dephosphorylation
Cellular component (GO): cytosol; membrane
Molecular function (GO): phosphatidylinositol-3,4,5-trisphosphate 3-phosphatase activity; protein tyrosine phosphatase activity; monoatomic ion channel activity
Source: RefSeq, a predicted model, not a curated record
AUGCAGGGAGUCAAAAAGAGCCAUUUGUAUCUCUGGAUGGAGCACUACGGAUACGAUAGGCCUGCAAGUUCCAGGGUGUAUUCUCAGCUCUCCAGAAGAAGACGCAAAGCAAACAAAAAGGUGUUAUCGAGCACGUCGAAGUCCACUAAACUAAACGGCAGCAUUGGCUAUGACGGAAAUGAAGAGACAACCACAUUCACUAACGGAAGUAGCAUUGACAGUAUAUCAUAUCCAGAUGACAUGAAAUUGUCAAAUUGCAUGGACCCCACCAGUGAAAAAAGAUAUGAAAAUGAUUCGUCAUUAUACACCAUUGACGGAACUUUGAACAACAGCACAACCCUGUAUGAACUGAAUUCCUUGAGUGAAUUAUUGAAAGAAGUAUAAGUUAUACACUAAUACCUGAACGAUUCUGCUUUGCUACGUGGUAAAGAAGCUGCCAGCGAAUUCCAAGUCUCAAGUAUAAUGAAAACACACUCAUCUGUGUCGACCAGCAUUCUCAGCACAUCUGAAUUAAUAUCAGAAGAAAUCCAGGAAGAGCAAAUCAACAAAUGCAAGUUAAACCAGAUCUCCAAGCUGUACGACGAGGACGAGCAUGUUGACAUCCGAGAGUCAUACUGGAGCACAGUUAAGAAAUUUGUGCAUUUCCUUGUGUCCUCAGUUGCCUUCAGAAUAUUUGGAAUACUCCUGAUCUUUCUGGAUGUAUUUCUUGUGGCUAUCGAUCUACGUGCCACUGAAAAGAAUAUUUAUAUUCCUUUGGAAUAUCGGGCCAUUUCUUUAGCUAUUGCUUUAUUUUUCCUUGUGGAUGUUCUUCUCCGAGUGUAUGUGGAAGGGAGACAGCGUUAUUUCUCUGACGUGCUGAACACCCUAGAUGCUGUUGUCAUCGGCGUGACUGUGCUCGUGGCUGUCAUUUAUACACUUUAUGACAAACAGUUUCUCAGAAAUAUCCCAAGACUGGCAGUCUUACUUCGGCCUCUGCGACUGCUCAUCCUGGUAAGAAUUUUGCAGCUGGCCCAUCAGAAGCGACAACUGGAAAAGCUGACUCGGCAGCUGGUUUCGGGUAACAAGCGACGCUACAAGAAGGAUGGCUUCGACCUGGACCUCACUUACGUCACUGAGCGCAUUAUUGCCAUGUCGUUUCCAUCAUCUGGAAGGGAGUCCUUCUAUAGAAAUCCAAUUAAGGAGGUUGUCAGGUUCCUGGACACCAAGCAUCCAAACCACUAUCAAGUCUACAAUCUAUGCAGUGAGAGAUCUUAUGACCCUAAGCGCUUCCACUACAGGGUCCGCAGAAUCAUGAUUGAUGAUCAUAACGUACCUACCCUCGAGGAAAUGUUGUUGUUCUCCAAGGAAGUAAAUGAGUGGAUGGCCCAAGAUCCUGAAAAUGUUGUAGCAAUUCACUGUAAGGGAGGAAAAGGGAGAACCGGAACCAUGGUGUGUGCCUGCCUCAUUGCCAGUGAAAUAGUCCUAAACGCAAAGGCAAGUCUGUACUUUUUUGGAGAGCGACGGACAGAUAAAAGUAACAGCUCUAAGUUUCAAGGAGUAGAGACCCCUUCUCAGAAUAGAUAUGUUAAAUAUUUUGAAAAACUGAAAACUAGCUACCAAUUGACUCUUCCUCCAAAAAAAGUACUCGUGAUAAAAAGAUUCACCGUUUACUCCAUUCAUGGUGUUGGAAAAGGCAAUGGAAGUGAUCUAGAAAUACAAAUAAUGAUGUGGCAGGAGACGAUUUUUUCCUGUUUUAAUUCCAAAAAUUGUAUGAUAUUUCAUGAUGUUGAAACAGACAAAGUAAUAAUUAAUGUGCUCAACUGUCCAGCUCUAUAUGAUGAUGUGAAAGUGAAAUUUCUCUGUCCGAAUCUUCCUAAAUACUAUGAUGACUGCCCCUUUUUCUUUUGGUUUCAUACAUCUUUUAUUCGAAAUAACAGGCUUUAUCUACCAAGAAGCGAAUUGGAUAAUACCCAUAAACAAAAAACAUGGAAAAUUUAUGGUCCAAAGUUUGCAGUCCAGGUGUAUUUUGAGGAGGUAAACUCCACGGUUAUGUACUAGCUGUUGAAUAAGUGCCGCUCCCCUUCUUGGAUAGAAUUAUGUUCCAGAUCCGUGCUACAUAGUCAUGUCUUCUAACCUAUGUUUUUGAUGGUAUGUCCGUAUUUUAUAUAUAUGUGAGUGUAUAUGCAUGUACAUAUGUUUCUGGGAAAUAUAUUAA